AGUCUGCCUUUAAAGAGAGGGAGAAGGAAGGGGGGGGAAGAAAAAUUAAUGAGCUACGCCCUGCUUUGUUGGCAGUGAGUCAAGAGUCGCUGGGAGGAAACCAGCGAGUCAAAGGAGUCUGUGCAGGGCUGCAUCUGACUCAGUGUGCAGUAGAGAGACCGCAGGCUGGAAAAACGAUUGACGCUGAUCCAGCUGAGUAAUAGAGGCCCACAACAGCAUCUGUUUAUAAAACUGAACUUCGGGUUGUCAUUAAAAAAAAAAAAGAAGAAAAAAAGAAAAAAGUAUAGUUACAAAUGUGGCAACGGGACUUCAACAAUGCAGUCACUCAAACAAACAGCCGGUUGGCAGGGGUCAUUCAUCAUGAGGCCGGGUGAGUCACAGUAUCCCCUCCCCGUGCUGCACAGAGAGAAGUCACCAAAGCUGGCAGCACUGGGGAACGGAAAUUGGACAUGUGGGGUUGUCAUGGACAAAACUUUUGGGAAUAUACCAAGGAGCAGAGAUGCUGAAGAUUUAGCGUUGUUUUGGUGGUGACUCCGGAGCAAGUUGGCCAGAUGGUGGUGGUUUGCUUCCAUGGAGAGAGAGCAGGCAAGGAAGAUGAAAUAAGGAGUUUGUGUUUCACAGUUUUCUGAGAUGGAGCUGCUGAAGGGAUUGCCAUGGCGCCGUGCUUUCCUGGCUGUCAUCCUCAACCUGCUUGCCCUCAGCCUCUCCACCACUGCCUUGCUUGGCAGCUACUGGUGCACUGGGACCCAAAAAGUACCCAAGCCUUUGUGUGGGAAGAGCAAGGCCACCAAGUGCAUUGGUGUCCCCAUGCCGUCCGAUGCAGGUGCAGGCAAUGUUUCAUCCCAGGAAGUGGUGCACUACAGCUGGGAGACAGGGGAUGACCGCUUUGACUUCCGAUACUUCCACACAGGGAUGUGGCUUUCCUGUGAAGAGAGCAUGGAAGGGCCAGAAGAGAAAUGCCGUAGUUUUAUUGAGCUUUCACCGCCAGCAGAGAGAGGAAUCCUGUGGCUGUCGCUGGGAUCAGAGAUGCUGUACAUCAGCUUGCUGCUCAUCAGCUUCAUCCUCCUGAUGGUGGAAAUGCUGCAUACUGGCAAUCCUGUCUGUGGGUUGAAGCUCAAUGCCUUUGCUGCUGUCUCCUCUGUGCUGUCAGGUCUCCUUGGAAUGGUGGCACACAUGAUGUACACUCAAGUCUUUCAGGCAACGGUUAAUCUGGGACCAGAGGACUGGAGACCGCACUCCUGGGACUAUGGCUGGGCAUUCUACAUGGCCUGGGUUUCCUUCACCUGCUGCAUGGCCUCUGCUGUCACCACUCUCAACACCUACACCAAGACGGUGCUGGAGUUCAAAAGGAACCACAUCAAGGGCUAUGACGGGUGCUUCAAGGAUCAGCCUCAGCACCACCAGUGCUUCAUACAGCGGCAAAUAAGCAGCUACUAUGGGCCCCAGGACAAGCCCCUCCAUUCAGUCUCUGAGGGAGUCGACUUCUACUCUGAUCUGCAGCAGAAAGUGCUACAGCGGGAACCAGAGCUGGAUCUGGAUGAGGUCUUGGGACAGACAAUCGGGGAGGACCAUUGUUAGGGAUGAGUGCACAGGGGCAGAGCAGUGGGGUCUAGGAAGCACAAAAGCUCUGAGCCAAACACUAGCACCAGUGUUAUCAAGUUCCUGGGGAGCUCUUUCUCUACAGUUCAGGGAGU
Pezoporus flaviventris is the source of this 1694-nucleotide messenger RNA. RefSeq names its product germ cell associated 1 (gene GSG1). The record is from RefSeq and is a predicted model, not a curated record. The transcript is spliced from 6 exons. Gene Ontology annotation, cellular component: plasma membrane. NCBI's taxonomy places the organism in Eukaryota, Metazoa, Chordata, Aves, Psittaciformes, Psittacidae. Bases 631 to 1578 code for a protein of 315 amino acids.